Echinostoma caproni is the source of this 1908-nucleotide messenger RNA. The record is from the annotation of a GenBank genome assembly. Lineage: Eukaryota; Metazoa; Platyhelminthes; Trematoda; Plagiorchiida; Echinostomatidae.
AUGGAGGGACAACAAAAUACCAGCAAUCGUUUCACAUAUGAUUAUUUUGAAAUCGUACGGCGCCUGCCUCCUUUGUACAAAAUCAAACAAUCUCUUAGACACUUUCAUAAACAAGCCUCUUCAUGGACAAAACAACAAUCGCUGAAUGAACGUUUUGCCGACUACUGGGAUGCAGAACUGCGUAAACUGUCCACUGACAGCACACCCACUAAGGACGUAGUCCCAGGUCGGACAACACAAAUCCCUGACCGACCUGUAACCGACCGAGUUCGCGAAUGUUCACGUGAUAGUGAUUCGAACCAAUCACCAGUCAUUUUAAGUCACGUGCAUCGACGUGUACAACGAUCAAUCGGAUCACAGAUACCGAAACAUUCAAAGGUGAACAAGGAUUUGAGUGCAAUUCUCUCAAGAUUAGAUCAGAAGGCUGCAGAUACAUAUAAAGUAUCGAGUAAAAAUGACUCGUUUGAAUCGAUUGACAAAUUGACCCGAUUACCCCCCGUUUAUCACUUAUCGAAAAUCGAUUCAGAUCUGUCUGAGGAAACUGAUCGAAUGACCUCCAUUUCCCAGAUUGUCUCUCCUCGAACCUGUUUACAACAAGUGUGUGAGGAGGAAACAAAAUGUGACACCCCAAUUAGAACACAUCAAACCAAUCGUCAAUCGUCCUCGUUGGAUUCACUACCCCGAUCUCCACCGGAUUCCACAUGUGUAUCAAAUGCAUGGACUGAAGUGGAUCGAUGGGAGCAAACGUAUCGGAAUAUUUUGCAUCGAUUGCGAGAAACUAGUGGCGUCAAUUUCACACCGGAAUCAACCGAACAAGAUGAGAUCGAUGAGGUAUUAGUGAGACAGGAUCAAGAUUUGUCCGAUGAAAUAAGCAAACCCCUAACGAAAGAAAUACCACAGAUCGAUCGAACAGGGAUCAAAACUCAAACAGCAAUAAAAUCGAGAAAAGAACCUCUGGUCAUUGUUUCGAAAGAUAUUGCGAAAAAGAAGUCAAAUGAAAAUGCAGCACCGGAAUGUUUGUCACCAACUACUAACAAUUUUCCAAAGUUAACAAAACCUGUCAACCAGGAGAAUAGUAACACAGGAUUUACGGCAAUGCGCGAGCGUAGACAAUCGUUGUUCGCGUUGCAUCAGAUGCGAAUGGCUGCCCAGAAACGAUUAGAAGAUGAAUGGGAAAGUGCAAUUAAUCAAGCCAGUGCAGCUAAAAAACUCAAAGUGAUUUUUAUCGCCGUUAAAUUUGCAGAUAUACUACUCCAAGAAUUGCACAAAUAUCGCGGUCUCCACUUUGCCCAAUCCCUGAGCAGACACAAAUCACUGGAAUUAUUUAUCCGUCAUUUGCUCACGCGAGAAUCGAUUCCCAUUACAUGCCCCCUACUGCAAAGUGCUCUUGUUUGUUAUCCGCUACUCGGGACCGCCGGUCGUACUGGGUUGGAUCAGCCGUUGGUUAUUGGGAACCAGUUGCUCAGUUCUCAAUUGAUACCGUCAUAUAUGGCCCAUUUGGUAAUUGGGGAAACACAAUCCAUGCCUCAAACUGGAAGACCUAGCACAGAACCGAACGGGGUGAAGCAAUUGACUUUGCCCGGGACAAAAAAAGGAUUGGGGAAUCGAAAUUUGUCACCCAUUGAUGGUUUUACAGAUGCUUUUUUGCUUGACCGGAGAAAUUUGAAGUUCAAUUUGACAAAACCGUCCGCUCUAAUCCCCACCGGAGUGGAACCAUUGACUGUGCGAAUUGCACAGCUCAGACCGUAUGUCAUGCGCACCAUACAAACAGUGACAGAAAAUGUUGUGGCCAAAUAUGAUUUCAAAAGUUUACACUCGGUAAAUUCGCAUUGUUAUUAUAAUAUAUGUAUCAUUUUUCCCAUCAACGGUUUAGUCGAUUUAUCUGCACAAAAUCAACUAGACAUGUGA